Molecule: messenger RNA, 1366 nt
Organism: Callorhinus ursinus (northern fur seal)
Lineage: Eukaryota; Metazoa; Chordata; Mammalia; Carnivora; Otariidae
Gene: DUSP26
Product: dual specificity phosphatase 26
Biological process (GO): negative regulation of MAPK cascade; protein dephosphorylation
Cellular component (GO): cytoplasm
Molecular function (GO): protein tyrosine/serine/threonine phosphatase activity; MAP kinase phosphatase activity
Source: RefSeq, a predicted model, not a curated record
AACACCCGCGGGCCAGCCCACGCUGCGUGUGCGCUCGGGCCGCUGGGCGUCGGGCUGCGUCCCUGUGUGUCAGCGACACACCGAUAGGAACCCUACUUCGACGUGUGUGUCAUGGCUUAAAAAUAGAGGCUAAUCCGUCAGCCGGUCUCGCAGCGGCAGCGGCAGCGGCAGCGGGCGGGGGCGGCGGCGGCGGCGGCCGCAGGAGAGUCAUGGCCGUGGGGCUGGUUGCGCCUGACAUUGGCCUCCGCGACUGAGACCCCGCGCCGCGCUCGCACCCAGCAACAGCUACCUGGAGACUGACCCAUCGUUGGCGCGUAGCCACCCCUGCAGCCGCCUCUAAGAUGUGCCCUGGUAACUGGCUCUGGGCCUCCAUGACUUUCAUGGCCCGCUUCUCCCGGAGCGGCUCAAGGUCUCCUGUUCGCACUAGAGGGGCCCUGGAGGAGAUGCCAGAUGUUCAACAUCCCUUCCUCAAUGUCUUUGAGUUGGAGAGGCUGCUCUACACAGGCAAGACCGCCUGUAACCAUGCCGAUGAGGUCUGGCCGGGCCUCUACCUCGGAGAUCAGGACAUAGCUAACAACCGCCGGGAGCUCCGUCGCCUGGGCGUCACCCACGUCCUCAAUGCCUCACACAGCAGGUGGCGAGGCACGCCCGAGGCCUACGAGGGGUUGGGCAUCCGCUACCUGGGUGUUGAGGCCCAUGACUCGCCAGCCUUUGACAUGAGCAUCCACUUCCAGACGGCUGCUGACUUCAUCCACCGGGCGCUGAACCAGCCAGGAGGGAAGAUCCUGGUACACUGCGCCGUGGGAGUGAGCCGAUCCGCCACACUGGUACUGGCCUACCUCAUGCUGUACCACCACCUCACCCUCGUGGAGGCCAUCAAGAAAGUCAAGGACCACCGAGGCAUCAUCCCCAACCGGGGCUUCUUGCGACAGCUCCUGGCCCUGGACCGCAGGCUGCGGCAGGGUCUGGAGGCCUGAAGGGAGAGGAUAGGGGGUCAGGCCAGGUGCAUUUGGCCCUGGCUCCCAGCUGGAGGGAGGAGGCCCAGAUACCCCAUCUUCCCCUGUCCUGUGCCUGUGCAGGGAGUCAGGGAUGCUGCAAGCACGAAUGUGAUGGUGUAGAUAUGUUGUGUAGAUGGUGGUGUAGAGACAGACGGUGAAGAGAGAGUGUGAAAAGCUGUGAGACCAGAGGGAGACACUCACAGACUUGUUACUCCAAGCGCAGGAAGAGGAGGUGUGGGAGGAUUGGCGCUGUGCCCGCGGGCGCUGGUCGCGGCCAAAAGCUGCAGAGGUGCAUGCCUGGGAGUCUUUAGAUGAUCGCUCGCUUACUGGCUGCAGGUGUCUUGAGGAAAAAUAAAGGUGGUGGACAA